This is a messenger RNA of Triplophysa dalaica, 3241 nucleotides long. It is a transcript of the gene gas1b, whose product is annotated as growth arrest-specific 1b. Gene Ontology annotation, biological process: regulation of cell cycle. The record is from RefSeq and is a predicted model, not a curated record. The transcript has a single exon. Bases 1069 to 1863 code for a protein of 264 amino acids. Lineage: Eukaryota; Metazoa; Chordata; Actinopteri; Cypriniformes; Nemacheilidae.
CUACUUAUGCUCUCAAAAUACAUCUUUCAGAAUAUAGUUUAGAACAAAUGUUGCAAAUUACAAGCCUAGUCUCUUGCUUCAUUUUGUUUGAGCAACACCGCUACACAAAUAGGUGGUGGUAAAGCUCGUGUUCCAAUACGCAUGCACAAAAUGACGUGUUAACAUGUAUUUUGCAGGUUAACACAUCUUCAUGGCGUUUGCUUUCCUGUAGCUAAGUAGUUAGAGCAUGUCAGUUGCAACGCCAGAGUCACGAGUUCAAUCCCAGGGAUUGCACAUCAUCUACAUUAAAAUGUAUAGUAUAAUGCACUGUAAAUCGCUUUGGAUAAAAGCGUUUUCCCAAUGCAUAAAUUAAAUGAAAUGUAAAUAUUUAAAACUACGCUUUACCACGCAAUUAAGGUGUUACCGCGUUAGUUUCAUGCGUUUUGUUCCUGUUGGCCUUCCAUAAGGCCUGUCAUACUGUACUGAUGCACCCUUUCAACAUCCUUAAAGUUCGGACCGCCUCCUUUACAGUGACGUCAGAAACCAAAACAAAAAAUUGGACCAAUAGUAAGCUACAUGCGUACACAAGAGCUCUGUGUGCAACUGAGCUGAUACACGGGGGACGUCUCAUUAAAACUGUUGCAGUUCGAUUUGUGCGUUGGAUUCUUUAAGCUUUGUUUAAACAAUAUUUAACACAACGUUAACAAACUACUGUUUUUAUGUGAUUUCAAAUCAGCGGAUUCAUCUGUAAGGUAGGAAAAACCAAGAACUGUGGAUUAAAUAGUCUUAAGAUGCUGCUGCACGUUUUGCCCUCGAGGCAGGAAUCAAAUUGAAUUCGUUUGUUCAACUCGCAAUGAGAUUUUUCGAAGCAAACUUUUGUGUUAAUCAAAUGAGUAGUUUUGUCGCUCUAUGGAUAUUCGAGGAAUAAAUAUGUCCACACACCUAAAGUGGUCAACAAAACGGUGGGAAGAGAGCAAAAGCUGAAGAAACGUCGUGUGCCUCAAAGGAACAGCAAUACAUCAUGCGUGUUAUUGGACAGACCAACAAAUGGAAAACGUUGACCUAAAAAGUUAACUCUUAAUUUGUUCCAUGUGGGCGCAUCAAGGAAUGGCAAACUCCACGGUCACUCAAUGGCUGCAUAUGUUGAUUUUGUACAUAGGCUUUGCAUCUGUGUGGUUUAUUCGUUCAUCCACUGCAUCCCCAGCACACAACCAACGUUUGAUAUGUUGGCAGGCCAUCAUGAAGUGCCACGGAGAGGUGGAGUGCCACUUCGCGUACAGUCAAUAUCUACAAUCGUGCGGUCCCGUGUUAAACGGCAACAAGAAGAAGUGUCCUAGUCACUGCAUUCAGUCCAUUAUCCAACUUAACCUCACUGCGAACGGCCCAGCGCUGGAAGACUGCGACUGCGCCUCGGACAGUUUUUGCGAGAUGACCAAGCGAGCCAUCGAGCCGUGCAUGCCCAGAACCAGCCACAUGGGUUGCACCGAAGCCCGUAUGCAGUGCGAGAAGGACACGGAGUGCAGCACCGCCAUGCGCGACUAUUUGUAUCACUGCAGGAAACUGUUUGGAGAAGAGCGAUGUUCCGACGAUUGCCGGCGGGUCAUCACCAACAUGCGCUCUAUUCCUAAAGCCCAGCUGCUGGAUACUUGCGUUUGCGACGGCACGGAGAGAACUAUAUGCGAGUAUAUCAAAGUCAGUAUGAAAAACCUUUGCUUUAGCGACGGCUAUGCCACCGGGAGUGGAUUUUCAGACACGGAGGAAUAUUUAGAGGAGGACUAUGUGACUGAUUAUGACGAAGAGGAGAAUGUUGCCGGAGAUUUAAGAGCACGAUACAUUUUUACAUUGUCGUUCACUAUUUUUGCAUUUCUUCUAGGAUUGCAUUAAAACGAAAGUGGUUUUAUGUUGAUCAUUAUAUUUAAGGCCUAUUACUUGAGAGAGUAAAAUUUCCCAUUGGAAAAUGAAGAAAAUUACAAGAAUCACUUCGACAUUAAAGAUUGUGUCAAAAACUGUAGUAAGUUUCCAAAAUCUGCACACCAUGAAAGGACUAUAUGUUUGAUAUUGAGGUGAAAUUGUGUCUUACACUAUAGUUUAAGUUAUUCAUUAACUGUCGUAGAAAGUGCUAUACUAGGAGAAAUAAAAACUGGACGUUUAUUUUUGUAUAAGAUUCGGUUUAUGUGAAUAAUUACAUGAUUGGCAAUCAUUGUUAAAGGGAUAGUUCACCCAAAAAUAUAUAUUCUGUUAUCAUUUACUGACCAAAAUUUCCUCGGGCCAUACAACAACAACAUUCUAAUACGGAACCAUAAGUUAUACCACAUCAUAUCUAAACCAAACGUGUACAUUAAUCCACGAAACUGUAUACGCUAACAUGCACAAAUACUUACAGAUAACAAACGUUACCCUCAUAUCGUUUAAAAUGUGCUUUUUAAAAGUCUGAUUUUUGCAGUAAAAGGUAAACUACAAAAAUAUACUAGAUAAGUAUGCCAUUAUUACUCUGUGACGCUUCAAACCCACUGCCAGAUGUUGUCAUAACAACUACCAACUACAACGUUAAUCGGGUGCGAGGCUAAAAUAUUGGCCAAAUAAAAACAUAAAAUGAACAGUAAAUAGGAUUCAAUAUAAAUUUUUUUAUCUUGUAGCAGUGCAGUUCAUUGCAUAGUUGGCGGGGAGUUUGAAGAAGUGCAAAAUCUGUGACAGCUUCAUACAAAGGACGCACAGAUAUUUAGUGCAUACUUGUGCAUGUUUGUGUGUGAAUGUCAUUUUUACACUUACAUUCUUCCGAUGCCCAUGCUAAAAAUGUACAGCAUUUAAAAAUAUUUUGAUUAUCCCAGUGAGCAUCAAUAAGCACACUUUGUUUCAACUUUUUUUGUCUGAACUAUUUGGCAACGGCCACACUCUGCCAUACGCAAACGCUGCCCCCAAAUGUAGGACAGCAAACAGUUCUGAGGCACUUUUGAGCACCAUUAUCAUUUUUUUCCUACUAUGGUUGUCAAUUGAAUCCAACAAAUGUUUUGUUACAAGCAUUUCUCCAAAUACCUUUCUCUGUGUUCAACCCAAAUACAUUUAUACAGGUUUUGAACAACUACGAGUAAGUUAUUCAUGACAGAACUUUCAUUUUGGGGUAAACUAUCCCUGUGAACAACACUUUUAUUGCCAAAGUGUUUAUGUAAUAUAAUGUGAACGUGUGAAUAAUAUAAAGAAAUACAGUGUAAAAUGGUUGCUAAAGAUUGUUGACUGGUUCCUUUCUUUUUGAUUUGGCUUAUUA